ACUUAUGGAGGAUUCUAUUGCAGAAGUUUCAACAAUUCUUUCAUUACUCAAGUCAGGGAUGCCUGGUUUUCGGAUGAAUUUCGAGUCCAAAAAAAGCUUGGUUUAGUGUUAGAGAAACAGGAAAUCCAUUUUCCUGAUGAAUUAACUUGUGCGAUUUGCUUUGAAUCUUAUUCUCGUGAUGAUCGCAGUUGUGGUAAGUGUGGUCAUCCCUUUUGUAACGAUUGUUGGACUAAUUAUAUAAGAAACUACAUUCGCGAAGGCACCGGACCCUUGAUGAUACGGUGUCCUGAACCUUCUUGUCGUGCUGCUCUUCAUCAGGAAUUGUUUGAUAAGAUUGCAACCGAGGAACAAAUGGAUCGAUUUUUGAGUUACUUGAUUAAGUCGUUUGUGGAAAACCAAAGGACUAUUAAGUGGUGUCCUGCUAAUGGAUGUGAAUUUGCCAUCGACUUAUUAGAUGGUGUUAAUAGCUGUGAUGUUUCUUGCCUUUGUUCGUAUAAUUUUUGCUGGAACUGCAAGGAGGAAGCUCAUCGUCCGAUGGGGUGUGACAUAAUUACAAAAUGGAAUGAAAAUAUCAAUCCGGACACGAGAACCAUGAGCCGGAUAAUGAUGUGCAGCAAGCCUUGUACGAAAUGCAAGAGACCGAUAGAGAUGAGCUUUGGGUGUAUGCACAUGAAAUGUAGGCCUCCUUGCAAUUUUGAGUUUUGCUGGAUUUGCCUUCAAAGAUGGGAUGGUCAUAGGAACUUUUAUGGUUGUAACCGUUAUGGUGAAGUAACAGCUGAGAGGGAGAAAUCAAAAGAAUCUAGGAAGAAGUAUCUCCAUUGUUGUGAUCGUUGGGAAGCACAUGGAAUUUCAAGGAGAAAAGCUGUUAAGGAUUUAGAGAACCUGAAAUCUCAGCAGAUUAAAAAACUUUGCGACAUCCAACAACUUAGUUGCUAGUCAGCUGGAUUUCUUAGUGGAAACCUGGAGAUAAAUAAUUGAUUGCAGGCAAAUCCUAAGGUGGACAUAUGCAUAUAUAUUUUUCUUAUCAGAAAGUGAGCAUGGUAAGAUAGAGUUUUUCGACCUUUUGCAAGGUCAAGCAGACUCUGGUCUCGAAAGGCUUCAUUCUUGCGCCGAGAGGGGUAUAGGAGAGUUCCUCAUUGCCGAUGGUCCAUCCCUCAACUUCGAUGAGUUUCGAACUAUGCUGAUUGGACUGACCAGUGUGACUAGAAACUGCUUUGAGAAUUUCGUUAAUGCCUUGGAAAAUGGCCUAAUCUGAUGUUGAAUCCAAACCGGUUGCAGCUGCCAGAGGAAUCACAAGAAGGCGUCCGAGCAAAAUUUUGAUUGGACCUUGGCCAAGUUCUCCAUAAUAGAUGACUCUGAGUUCAGCAAGUAUCAUUUAGUUUGAAACA
Molecule: messenger RNA, 1388 nt
Organism: Durio zibethinus
Lineage: Eukaryota; Viridiplantae; Streptophyta; Magnoliopsida; Malvales; Malvaceae
Source: RefSeq, a predicted model, not a curated record